UCACCAGAAGCCUCACGCCAUGGUCCCCAUUGGAGGGUUCGUCCCAAAGUGUGACGCUAACGGGAACUUCCUCCCCCAGCAGUGCUCCGGGUCCACCGGGUACUGCUGGUGCGUCAACGUCAUCACGGGGGAAGAGAUCCCAAACACGAGGACCCCGCCGGGCGUCAAACCGGUUCAGUGUGAGAUGAACUCCUGCCCGGAGGAUUGGACCCGCUUUGGAACGCGAUGUUUCGCCUUCAUCGACAGCCCAAUGACGUGGUCUGAAGCCGAGAGUUACUGCCUGUCCGAAGAAGGCAACCUGGCGUCGGUCCACAGUAACGAGGAGAAUAACUUUCUCCAGAGGUUGACCAGAGAAGACACCCAAAGAUUCCCCCUCACCUGGAUCGGGGGCAACGAUUGCAUCCAGAACGGUUUUUGGAGGUGGAGUGACGGCACCAUGUUUAACUACAAAAACUGGUCCAAGCGCUACAACAUGCAAGACCAAGGGCGCAAGAUGAGAUGUCUGCAGAUGAAUUAUGGAUAUCGCAAGAUGUGGAACGCCGCCUCCUGCAAUGACACUCUCCCUUUUGUGUGUGCCAAGGAGAUGUGACACCUCUGAGGAGAGAUCUAAGAGUCAGAGUAUCGUAACCUCACUAUGUAAUCACGUGGGAUCCAGAUCCUUUCACAGGUCCCACAAACUCUCUGAUUUCUUUCUAGUUAGGCAAGUUUAGCACAAUCAUCUCCUGUACCACAUUGUGUUCACGAUGUUAGUGAUUAAUCAUGGUUAAAGCACAAAUUGGUCAACUUGAAAAGGAGGCUCUUCUGUCUCUGUGAGGGAGACGACAGGAAGUGCAGUUUGGGGAAUCUGUUCUGCGGUUGAACGAGGAUGAAGGAAGAGAGAUGUGAGUGAGUGAAUCGAGGAAGGUUGAGUAGCUAACAAGCAUCCUGCCAGUGAGCGGAGGAGUCUUCUCUUCAAGAAAAAGCUGAGAUAGGAAUCUUAAUCAAUCGUAUGCAUUGAAAAAAAAGUCACUUGGGGCUGUCUCUUGUCCCAAAUAUGUUUAAUAACACAGUAAUGUUACAUGUGAAGUGUCUUCCACUUGUCAGAGCAACACUGUGCUAUGCUAACAUAAUUAAUAAGAAAUAUAAUUGGAAUUAAAUCUAUUCACAUGGGAAAACAGACUGUUGAACACCUGUUUCUUUAACAUGUAGAUGACAAACUAACAAGAAAAGGACAUUGUCCCAAUUAAGGAAGGGGAGUGAAGAUGGGGAUUGGGAUUUAAAUGGUUCAAAGCCAAUGUUGGAUGUAGGGAACAUGAUAGAACUUUUAUCAUGUUUCCUACACUUAUAUCAUGUAAUUGUGUCCAACUGACACCGUCCAAAAUGCUGUAUGAGACAUUACAUUCAGCUGUCUAUGCCUGUAGUCUUUUGCUGUGUCCGGGACAACUCGGUUUACUUGUAAACAUGUGAUUGUUUCCAAUAAAUCUGCCUUAAGUGAA
Messenger RNA from Etheostoma cragini (Arkansas darter), 1475 nucleotides. Its product is annotated as galactose-specific lectin nattectin-like. The record is from RefSeq and is a predicted model, not a curated record. The transcript has 5 exons. Gene Ontology annotation, molecular function: signaling receptor activity. Lineage: Eukaryota; Metazoa; Chordata; Actinopteri; Perciformes; Percidae. Bases 20 to 589 code for a protein of 189 amino acids.